Molecule: messenger RNA, 2507 nt
Organism: Neocloeon triangulifer
Lineage: Eukaryota; Metazoa; Arthropoda; Insecta; Ephemeroptera; Baetidae
Product: ATP-dependent RNA helicase DDX54
Exons: 13
Coding region: 136-2253 (705 amino acids)
Cellular component (GO): nucleus
Molecular function (GO): RNA binding; RNA helicase activity; ATP binding
Source: RefSeq, a predicted model, not a curated record
AAUAGGCGUUUGCGUAGCUCCACGUGUGUUGUUAUUCUCGUGCUUUUAUGACACAUGGUCAGCUUGGAAUCGGUGAUUUUGUUGAUUCUUUCGUAAUUUUUUCUAUAAUUAAUGCACUAAACUUUAAACACAAAAAUGGAAUCGUUCGAAGACACUGAAGACCCAUUUCCUAUCGCAAAGAAGAGCAAGAAAAAGCAGGGUGAUGGUUUCAAAGGAAUGGGCUUGAGUCACUCGAUUUUGAAGGGAAUUCAAAAGAGGGGAUACAAAGUUCCAACUCCGAUUCAAAGAAAAACAAUUCCUGUAGCACUGCAAGGCAGAGACAUGGUUGCAAUGGCUAGAACUGGUAGUGGAAAAACGGCCUGCUUUUUGAUUCCUCUUUUUGAAAAGCUGAAGGGCCGAGUUGCAAAAUCAGGCGCUAGAGCAAUGAUCCUUUUGCCAACAAGAGAAUUGGCACUACAAACUCUAGGGUUUAUAAGAGACAUUGGAAAAUUUACGGACUUAAAAAGCUGCAUGAUCUCUGGUGGAGACAACAUGGAAAGCCAGUUCGAAGCUAUUCAUGGCCACCCGGACAUUAUCGUAGCAACCCCAGGCAGAUUUGUACACCUUUGUGUCGAGAUGGAACUUAAGCUGAAUGAAAUCGAAUUUGUUGUAUUUGAUGAGGCUGAUAGGCUUUUUGAAAUGGGAUUUGGAGAACAACUGAAAGACAUUUGCGCCCGACUUCCGAAAGGAAGACAGACUCUGCUUUUCUCAGCCACACUUCCAAAAUCUUUGGUUGAAUUCACCAGGAUUGGGCUCUCUGACCCUGUAUUGAUCCGAUUGGACGUCGAAUCAAAGUUGUCUGAAAAACUUGAAUGCAACUAUAUCUGGUGCAGACAGGAAGAGAAAACGUCAGUGCUCCUGUGUCUUCUGCGCAAAUUGGCUGAAAUGCAUGCCAACAGAUAUGAGAAACCUCAAAUUAUCAUUUUUGCAGCAACGAGACAUCACGUUGAGUUUAUCAAUACGAUUUUGGGUUUGGCAAAUAUCACCAGCACUUAUUUGUACUCAAACUUGGACCCAUCUGCCCGAAAAAUCAGCGUCGGAAAGUUUCGCAAUCGCUUGGUCCAGGCGUUGGUGGUCACUGAUAUUGCCGCAAGAGGUAUCGACAUUCCUGAAGUGGGGGUUGUGAUCAAUUACCACUUUCCGGCCACCCCAAAGUUGUUUGUGCACAGAGUCGGUAGGUGCGCCAGAGCUGGAAAAUCUGGCGAAGCUUACACAUUCACCACCAAGGAAGACAUUCCCUAUUUGCUAGACUUGCAUCUAUUUCUGGGGAAACCUUUUGAUCCCAGUCAGCUUGGCCGAGUCCCGGCUGACUUGCUGGAGGAAGAUCAAGCACUUUUGUUGGAGUGGCAUAGAGAAAAAGCAGAUUUGGAAAGUAUGGAAAAUGUGUGCAACAAUGGAUACUCAAAGUAUUUAAAAUCAAAACCUGGAGCGUCCAAUGAUAGUAUCAAAAGAAGUAAACAGUUGGCACUGUCGGUCAAUACUUCUCACCCAAUUUUUGGCACGGAUAUUACCAAAGAAGGAGAUGAUUUGUUAAAAAGAAUGAAAAACUACAAGCCAAAAGCCACUAUAUUUGAAAUAUCAAACUUUGGAGUAAAGGAGAUGAAGCAAAAGAGAAGCUAUCACGAAGGAGCGAUUGCAAGUCACAGGAAGAGAGGCCAGAAUGAGCCAAUACCCACCGCUAAGAGCAAGAGAAUUAAGUUGAGAGCAGAUGACAAUUAUGUGCCUUACUUACCGGAAGAUCACCAUUCUGAAUUUGGCUUGGCUGUAAAUAAUUUUGAACAAGCAGCAAGAAAAGUUGGAAUGGAUGUGAUGGGAGACGAAGAAAAACACAUUCAGUUGCAAGACAGAAUGAAGAAGUGGGACUCGAGGAAGAAGAAAAUGGUUGGCCAGAAGACGACGCAAAAGAAAAUCAGAACUGAGUCUGGUGUUUGGAUUUCCGCUACUUAUAAAACUGGCAAAUACAAGCAAUGGAAGGACAAGUCGAAGGCUGAUGAGCAAGACGAUGAUGAUGAAGAAGAGGGUGGUGCUCGUCCAGACAACAGACAGCUUCAGAUAAGAGGGUGGAAAAAUGCUGGUCCUGGCAAGGGAAAGAAAGUAAGGUCAGAGCUCAAGAGACCAGAACAAAUCCACAAAGUAAGAGAAAAGAAGCUACGAGCUAUGGAGAAAUCCAAGAAGAAGAAGCCAAAGGGCAAAGGUAAGCCACGUAGGAAGUAGUGCGCUAUGUUUUGGGAAACAUGUUAAUGGGAUUUCAAAAGAAUAAAAAUCAAUAUUAUCUAUUUCAUUGCAUAUAAUUAACAACUAAAAUACAUUAAGUCCUAUAGCAUGGAGUGCAUCGUUUCACAAGUGUAAACUCUUGUAUAUAAAAUAUAUAGUUGUGUAUACUUUUUUCCCAUCAGUUAAAAUUUCAAUUUAGGCAAGAUUGGAUUGCACAUUGCAUUCUGACAUACCAGAGUUAAAAAUUGAGGUGU